UUUCUCGACCGGGUAUUUCAGACCGGCGUUAGUGUCAUACGCAAUUAAGUGUGGCUUGGUGAACAAGCACGGUUCAAUACGGAUAGAUUGACACGUGCCUGUGGUUGUGAUGGACUCAAUCAUGCAAUUCAUUGUUGUGAUGUUAAUGGGCGCCAUGCUAUGCUCGCGUGUUCAGCCCCAGCCAAUUGACGGAGAAAAAGGCCUGAUCUUUACUGCAAGGAAUACCAUGGGAACCAGUGCCGCUCUAUGGCACCUACCAAUGAUGCCUGCAUACGAGGACUUGCCGGAGACGGUGACGACAGUCCCGUUUAAUGAUCCGUACCUGCAGUUCUACAGCCUCGAUGUCGAUUAUAGAAAGAAGAUUGCUUACAUCUACGAGAAGCAUUACCGGGGGCUCCUGGCAGUUGCAAAUUACUCAGCAGACAUGGAUAAUAUAACAUCUGCAAACUCUUUUCACCUUGGCGUUUCAUCCGGCACUGUUCAGAUAGCCGUUGAUUGGCUGUCCCACACAAUUUACUGGACAGACUCCACUUACCGGUGGAUUGCUGCUGCCCCGGGGGCCAUUGAUCUUAUGAAAAAUGACAUCUACAAAAUAAUUGCUGAUACGAACCUGUACUACCCAGACGGCAUAGCGUUGGACCCUCUUGAAGGUUUUUUGUUUUGGACGGACAAUGGCCUUCAUCCAAAGAUCGAAAGGUCGGACAUGGCCGGAAGAGAUCGGAAGACGCUUAUCACAAACGGUCUGAUUUCACCGAUAUCCAUGGAAACGGACAUCAAGCACAAACGAAUCUAUUGGAUAGAUACACACACAGAAAACAUUGAAUCGUCGAAAUACGACGGUUCAGACAGGGUGACAUUAGCACGGAUAACAUUAUCAACGUUGUUUGAUAUCGCAAUUUUUAGGGACGUUCUAGCUGUAACAGACAUUUAUAACGGCAGAAUCAUGUUUUUGAACACCAGUAAUGGCGAAAAGGCCGCCUCGUCGAUUUAUAUUACAAACUAUAUGACGUACAAUAUAGCGACAUAUUUCAGCGAAAAUCAACCUUGGAGAGCUGAUGACCAAGAUCCAUGCCUCACUUUGAACUGCACACAUAUGUGCAUAACAACAAAAACAGGAGCUGAGUGUGUGUGCGCGGAAGGCUUCAUUUAUAACCAAUCGACCAAAUCCUGUGACGAGAACAGCAAAAUGUAUCACAGGGCCAUGGUUCUUGCUAAUGACACUUCCAUAUGCCUGGUCGAUAUUCGGGUGGCCGCUGACACUGUAUAUGACUGUUUCACCAUCUUUGAUUUUGGAACUACCUUGUUUCAGAACAAUUCUUUGCCGCCCACUGCAUCUCGAUCAAAAAUUGCUUACGUGGACGUAAACAUGGAGAAACGGGUACUGUACAUUGCUGACAGCAGCGGCCAUAUCUUCAGACGUCCGCUUGACCUUCCAAAGGAAAAUAACGCUAUUGAUCUUCUGACUACAGUUACUGGUGAAAUAACAGGACUAGCAUACGAUUGGACAGAUAACAAUUUAUACUGGUCUCAGUCCGAUGGAGCGAUAAACGUAAUCAACGUCGAUGAUAGUGCCACGAGACGUGUGUUGGCAAAUACGGGAAAUAUAAGAAACCUAGUUGUGAUGCCACACGUCAGGCGCCUAGGCUUUACCAUUGGUGGUACGAUCAAAUCGGUAGUAAUGGACGGCACUAACCUGACAACAGUAUUUGAAAGCAGUCCGAAUACAUCGAUAUCAGCAUUGGUCGUUGACUAUGACGAACAUAUGUUUUACUGGGUGUCGACAAACUCUACGGGUACUUUUAUGUACAAGAUGACGAUUUACGGCAAUGAAAGUAGGACGAUUCUUAAUAGCAACAUAGACUUGGGAACGUCUUUAUUAGCAGUUUAUAAGGGUUAUAUAAAGUGGAUGUACCCGAAUCUUACAAACUCGUCGCAGAUUUACUACAAAUCAGUUUCGAAACUUUCACCCACGACAGCAACUCAUGGAUACUUUAAUCUGCAUGCCGUUGCAAUGAAGAUGUUGGACUCAAGCAUUCAGAAUAUAGAAACAGAUAAAUGUGCUUACCUUAAUGGUGGAUGUGAACAGAUAUGCAUUACCUACCACACGGAUGAAAACACGUUCGAGAAAAAAUGUGAAUGCUCCACUGGAUACACUACAGUGAAUACAAGUUGCAGUGCGAAGACGCUUUCUUCUGUGGACUUUGCACUUGUCUACGAUACCACGUACAACAAGGUCAUGCAGAUUGACUUGAGGACGAAUGAGCAGGCUGUGAUCCCUUUGAACGAUGUCCCAUAUGUAUAUGGACUCUUCUACGAUAUUGACACAAAACGGAUCAUUUGGUCUGAGCGUGAAAACUCAAUUGUUUAUAGUGCUAACUUGAAUGGAACUGGGGUCAAGGAAGUCGGAAAAACAGGCAAUAGCGUUGCUAGACGGUUUUCAAAAGACGAAACAACGGGCAAUAUUUAUUACACAUCAAUUGACGAUUCAUUUGACCACCAUGUGGGGGUUAUAACUCCAUUUGGAGACGCAAUAACCCUUGUGGAUAAUUUUGGUCUUGAAACAAUUGGAUCAAUUGCAAUUCAUCCGGAAAUAGGAAAAAUGUACUACUCGGUGAGUGCCUAUCCCAACUCUUACAUAGCAGAGGCUAACAUGGAUGGAUCUGACGUUCGGAAGUUUAUAACAGAUGUGGACACACCAGACGGGCUUGCUAUAGAUUACAUAAACAAUUACAUUUACUGGGGUGACUUGUAUGAGAAUACAAUACGGCGCUGCAACUUAAAUGGCACAAAUUGCAUGACGAUACUUAAUGAGACGUCAUCCGACACUGUCAUCAUUCGCGACAUCGUGGUCGAAGGCGACCUAAUUUACUAUACGGACUAUUCUAAGGAAGCUGUUGUUGCCUACAACAUGACAGACAAAACAUCGCAGUCAUACGGGACGGAUCUCGGUCGACUAUCCGAUCUCUGGGUAUACAAAAGCAACACGGUUAACAAACAGCCAGUGAACAAAGCGUGUCAAUCUAAUAAUGGUCGCGGUGACUGCAGUGCAGUUUGCCUUCCCAAGGGUAGUACAGACAGGACGUGCAAAUGCAACACAGGAGAAAAUCUGCAGGAGGAUGGGCGCACGUGUAGCAAUAUUUUCAAAUGCGAAUCGUUCAUACGACAGCCGGAUGCUACAGUAGUGACCAUCAGUUCAACCUGCACAAAGCGUUUGAACGAAAUGUGCGCUAUCCAAUGUCCGAGUGGUUACAUCAUCAAGAACGCCAAUUUGUCGAUGGUCACGUGUCUGAUCGAUGGUUGGGACAGACAGGCGGAAAUACUUUGUGUGAAUCCAGCUUCAACAUGUACGAUCCGUUCCGACAGCAUCGCAAAUGGCGAUAUCAGGCCACGUUGUAUGUUCACGGUGGGGGGAUCAUGCGAGUACGGGUGCCAUGAGGGGUACUCACAAAUUACAAGUAUGGUGACGUGUGGAAACGACGGUCUUUGGUAUCCUAGACCUGCUUGCCGGGCAACAACAAUAUGUAUGACAAACGCAAACGCCAUCCCUAAUGGUUCCCUCUACACAAACUGCGUUAACCCGGUGACUGGCUCCACGUGUGGUUUCAGUUGUCAGCCGGGAUUCACGCAACUAAUGGCGACGGUCACUUGUGUCAACGAUAGCAGCUGGUUUCCCGCACACCCAUGCCAAGAAAUCAAAUGUCCCCCUAUUAUCAACAACGGUUUCAUCCUACAAGACAAAUGUUCGUUUAAAGUCGGGAUUGUGUGCGAAUAUUUUUGCGGUGGUGUUAGCACAUAUGAGAAAAACAAAUCGAUUUCUAAUUUGACAUGCUUGGCCACUGGAGCUUGGAACCAAACGUCAGGAUUAUGCGUCGAGAUUCCAGGUGAUACAGGGUCCCAGGAGGCCUCAGCCGGUGGGUUCGCGCGGACACAGAUUGAAAUGGGAGUUGGCAUAGCCGUCGCGUUGGUAGUCGUCAUAGCUGGAGCCGUUCUAUUGUUUAUAUUUAUAAAGAGACGAAGAUCAACAGAGGUUCCGUACUCUAACGCAACAUUCAAUACAGGCAAUGAGACCAUAGCGAUUGAAAACCCUGGCUACAUGACCACAUCGGGCGCUAGAAUGAACAGUCAUGACUUAGAUACUACACAGACGGAUCACGUAAUUUUCGAUCCUUUGCCGACAGUUCCGGUGAAGAAAGACGAUGACGGGUUUGUGAACCCUCUAUAUGGCGCCAACGCCCAACCAGGCGCCGACAGAAGUCAGCAAGCAAAGAAUGGAGAACCUUUGUAUACAAGCUCUCAAAUUGUUUUAAACAAUAACAAGCCAACAUAGGCUUGUGCCACAGAACAUGUUGUUUUUAUUGUUUUACAGUGUUUAUACGAUGUAUGUUGGGCUUUAAAUUUAAAUAUUAUUGUCUACUGUAGCUUAUAAAUCAUUAUUAUCUUAUAACCUGCAAUCGCAACAAUCAUUUUUUUGCAUAAUACUGUUUUUAAAUCAUGUAUAUAAUGUUGUGACUGUGGUAUGUUUUUAUAAAGUUGUAUGUUAACACAAAUACCACAAGAUAAGUGUAGUGUAGGAUCAAACAACGUUUAAUUUAUCUACCGACAAGUCAUUCCUACUGCCAAUGGUUAUUGUAUGCAUUUUGAUAACAACCAAGGCAAAUAUAUACAACGAAUCAACAUAAUAAACGAAUCCGUACGAUUACACAUCAAUAACUAAAAAUAGUUAUCCUAUAGUAAAUGUUUCCUUUUUUAAAUCUGUAGAAUUACCCCAAGUUCGUCACAUGGUGAUUAUUGCGAGAAAAUAUUGUGUGUUCAAUAUAAAAUAUGAAGAAAUGCAACUUUACAUAGAGGAAACAAAGGAACAACCCAAUCGUCGUGAUAUUAUUAUGCUUGUGGAGUAUAGGUUGUUAUCAUUAAUUAAGGUAUCAUCUACGUAUUGCCAUAUAUUGAUCUCUUGUGGCAUUAAUCUCAACAACGCUUUAUGAAGUUGCACAAAUAAGACGAAAAUAAAGUUUGGGAAUGCGAGGGCUUUAUAUUUAUCGAAUUGUAUCCAUAUUGAAAAAGCUGUGUUUUAAAGUUUGUAUUACUUUCAAAAUUGUUAUUGUAUAUUUUAAGCUCAAGCGAAACCCAUUUCUGUGUUAUA
This is a messenger RNA of Dreissena polymorpha, 5140 nucleotides long. RefSeq names its product low-density lipoprotein receptor-related protein 1B-like. NCBI's taxonomy places the organism in Eukaryota, Metazoa, Mollusca, Bivalvia, Myida, Dreissenidae. The transcript is spliced from 29 exons. Bases 110 to 4327 code for a protein of 1405 amino acids. The record is from RefSeq and is a predicted model, not a curated record.